Messenger RNA from Chinchilla lanigera (long-tailed chinchilla), 2220 nucleotides. RefSeq names its product F-box protein 45 (gene Fbxo45). Gene Ontology annotation, cellular component: synapse; SCF ubiquitin ligase complex. Gene Ontology annotation, biological process: proteasome-mediated ubiquitin-dependent protein catabolic process; synapse assembly involved in innervation. The record is from RefSeq and is a predicted model, not a curated record. Gene Ontology annotation, molecular function: protein binding. Lineage: Eukaryota; Metazoa; Chordata; Mammalia; Rodentia; Chinchillidae.
GCUGGAGUUGGUGUUCUCCUACCUGGAGCUGUCGGAGCUGCGGAGCUGCGCGCUGGUGUGCAAGCACUGGUACCGCUGCCUGCACGGCGACGAGAACAGCGAGGUGUGGCGGAGCCUGUGCGCCCGCAGCCUGGCCGAGGAGGCUCUGCGCACGGACAUCCUCUGCAACCUGCCCAGCUACAAGGCCAAGGUACGUGCUUUCCAACAUGCCUUCAGCACUAAUGACUGCUCCAGGAAUGUCUAUAUUAAGAAGAAUGGCUUUACCUUACACCGAAACCCCAUCGCUCAGAGCACUGAUGGUGCAAGGACCAAGAUCGGUUUCAGUGAGGGCCGCCAUGCGUGGGAAGUAUGGUGGGAGGGCCCUUUAGGCACCGUGGCAGUGAUCGGAAUUGCCACGAAGCGGGCCCCCAUGCAGUGCCAAGGUUACGUGGCAUUGUUGGGCAGUGAUGACCAGAGCUGGGGCUGGAAUCUGGUGGACAAUAAUUUACUACAUAAUGGGGAAGUCAAUGGCAGUUUCCCACAGUGCAACAAUGCACCAAAAUACCAGAUAGGAGAGAGAAUCCGAGUCAUCUUGGAUAUGGAGGAUAAGACUUUAGCUUUUGAACGUGGAUACGAGUUCCUGGGGGUAGCCUUUCGAGGACUUCCGAAGGUCUGCUUAUAUCCAGCAGUUUCUGCUGUAUAUGGCAACACAGAGGUGACUUUGGUUUACCUUGGAAAACCUUUGGAUGGAUGACAGUGGCUUUCUUGGGAUCAAAGACAAUGGAGAAGAAAUCUACUUGUGGAAAUUAGAAUCAUGAAGUGACAGUGUCAUAUGUGCAUGCCCAAGAAACAUCCUGAAAAACAUGAAGUCAGCUGGAGAAGCAGCUCUACAACAAAGAUCACUUUAGCGUUUCCUCUUUCCACUGGGCCAGAAAAAUCCUCAGGGUUGCAGUUGGUUGAGUGGGCAGUUGGCAUAUGCAUGUUGCAACAGAUUCUGUCUCUAAGCUAGCAAUGUGUUCUUUCCAGCUUUAGGUGAGAGUUAGUGAUGCUGUCAAAGGGAUAAGAUAAAGAAAUAACCAGAUUCUAAGGUGGUGUGCUUGUGAAGAAAGAUGGAUUGUAUCCACAACUGCCUGCUCUUUCUCCAGUCCCCUUUCCAGCGAGCCUGACCAUUAGGAAAGUAUGAAACUGGUUGGGUUUAUUUCAUAUUUUUAAUAUAUUGAGAAGCAUGGUCUGCCCGGACUGCACUUCUCUAGCAAUGAGAAAUAAAAUUGUGCAGCUAUUUUAAAAGUUGUAUAUAUAAUAUGUGUGUAAAAAAUGUAAAAAAAAAAAAAAAAAAAGACAGGGACUGCUUUGUUCUAGUUCAGUUUCUUAAAAACCACUAUAUGGUACAAAAUUAAUAACAUUUGGGGACAGUAGGGUAGCCACAAAGAAGAAGAUUUUAAGAUGAAAUGUGUUAUAUUGGCUCAUUUUGUAUUAUUUUUGGCCUAAAAAGUUUCCAUAGCUCUUAGUCUGUCAUCAUUGGGAUUGUUAAAAAAAAUUUUUUUAAUCAGAAUUAUAGUAAGUAAUCCUUAAUUUCCUACAGGAAGCAAAUGUAUUUCUAAUUAUGUGUGCUAGGGUGAUCUAAACAUAAUAGUAGAAUGUGCAUCUCUUGGUAUCCAGUUUUAUUUUUUGGCCCUCUAAGAAAAUGUCUCAUAACAGUAAAUGUCCUCACUAUGAACGCUACUAGAGAAUUCAUUAAUGGUCUUUAUUUUCUAGCUUUACAGUGCUGUACGUAUUAUCAAAACCUUUAAUUUCAUAUUGUUUACAUCAUGUAAAACCCUAAGCCUCCAUUUGUUCAUUGUGGCAAUCAAGAAAAUGUUUACUCACCCAUCUGAUGAAACAGUGCCAACCUGAGUCCAGGUUAAGAAUGUUCUUUUUUUUGUUCGUUUUCCUCAGCCUCCUGAGUGGUGGGAUCACAGGCGUGCACCAUCACGCCCGGCCAAGAAUGUUCUCAAUCUCAUUCUAGGUCACUGCUCCCUCGGGACUUGAAAUCCAAGCUCUUGUGCUAAAAGCUUCAGGUGGCAAUAUUUUGAAAGUUCCAUUGCAGAAGAGUUUAAUAUUACUUCCUAUUUGAUAAGAUUUAACUCUUCAUUAAUACCCUUUUGAAUUAAUCCAAAACACAUGAGCUGUGAUUUUUCUUUUGUUAGAAGAAAAGCAAAACAUCUUUCUGUUUGAAAAUGUACAUUUCAGACACAUAAUAAU